Messenger RNA from Perca flavescens (yellow perch), 3670 nucleotides. RefSeq names its product heterogeneous nuclear ribonucleoprotein U-like protein 1. The coding region runs from base 278 to 2878 and encodes 866 amino acids. Gene Ontology annotation, biological process: alternative mRNA splicing, via spliceosome. Gene Ontology annotation, cellular component: nucleus. NCBI's taxonomy places the organism in Eukaryota, Metazoa, Chordata, Actinopteri, Perciformes, Percidae. The transcript is spliced from 16 exons. The record is from RefSeq and is a predicted model, not a curated record. Gene Ontology annotation, molecular function: protein binding; RNA binding.
ACACAAACUAAGAUAUUAUCUCCCUCACAUUUUGCUGUUAAAUUUCACCCACAUUUUUACAAAAAAAGAUUGUUGUUUAGUAGACACAACACGUGCAUCACGGGGUUUGAACUGUAGAAGAUUAUACCUGCAAAUAUGUGCUGCUCUUGUUGACUUCCGGUUGUAGGUUUCCGACCCUUAGAGGGCAGCAGCAACACACUCAUCUUUUAUCACCGCUGACCCGCGCAACUCGCCUGAGAGGAGCAAACAAAUAAAGACAACACACGUCUGAGACACAAUGAGUUUUGACGUGAAGAAACUGAAAGUCAACGAACUAAAAGAGGAGCUCCAGCGCCGCGGCCUGGACACUAAAGGCCUCAAGGCAGACCUGGUGGAGAGGCUGAAAGCCGCUCAGGAGGCUGACGCUCAGGCUGAUGCCUCGGAGCAAGGGGAGCAGGAAGAUGUAUACGGUCAGGACUUGCAAGACAACGAAGAUGGAGAGGAUGUCCAAGAGCAACCAGAUGCAGAAGUAGCUGAGGAGGAAGGUGAAGGUGACGACGAUGGUGAUGACGAAGGUGAAGGUGAUGGUGGUGACGAAGGUGAUGUUCCUCAAGAGGAAGAUGAGGGUCGUGAUUCAGGUGGUUACUACGAGGACGAGGAGGUGGAAGGCGAGCCUUAUGAGAGUCAACCAACUUCCGACUCGGGUCACAGCAUGCCUGACUUAACAGCAGAUGUUGAUAUACAGAAAUCCGAUGUGAUGUCCAAGGAAGAGCCCAAGCCUGUUCCAGAGCCAGAGGAGAAGGUUGAAAACAAACAAGAAGUCAAAGUUGAGGUCAAAAUGGAAGAUGACCCUGAGGCUGCUGGAGACCCACAGCAGGAUAGUCAAGGGACAGAACAUCCGGACGUGCAAGGUGCCACAAAUCAAGCUGAGCAAGUCAAAGUGGAAGCUGAAAAAAGUGGAAACUAUGGCCGCAAGAGACCACAUGAAGAGAGCAGGAGCUACGGCUACUAUGAGCACCGUGAGGAAAAAAGAUCCCGCACACCACAGCCCCCUGCUGAAGAUGAGGAGGAGCCCAUAGAUGACACUCUUGUAACAAUUGAUACAUACAACUGUGACUUGCAUUUCAAAGUGUCCCGAGAUCGCUACAGUGGUUACCCACUGACCAUUGAAGGCUUCGCUUACCUGUGGGCUGGAGCCCGAGCUACACAUGGUGUCACCAAGGGUCGUGUGUGUUAUGAGAUGAAGGUCAAUGAGGAGAUUAAUGUAAAGCACCUGCCUGGAAGUGAGCCAGAUCCCCAUGUGGUCAGAAUUGGAUGGUCACUCAACCACUGCAGCACUCAGCUUGGCGAGGAGCCUUUCUCCUUUGGAUAUGGAGGAACAGGAAAGAAAUCUGUCGACUGUAAGUUUGCAGACUUUGGUGAGAAGUUUGGUGAAAAUGACGUCAUCGGCUGUUACAUUGACUUUGACAAAGGUGACGAGGUGGAGAUAGGCUAUUCCAAAAAUGGAGUAUCAUUGGGAGUGGCUUUCCAGACAACCAAGGAGGCCCUGGCAGGCCGUGCCCUGUUCCCUCACGUCCUGGUGAAGAAUUGUGCUGUUGAGUUCAACUUUGGACAGAAGCAGCCAUACUUUCCCCAACCAGAGGGAUACACCUACAUCCAUGAUCUCGGCAUGGAGGACAAGAUCAGAGGCACUAAGGGACCUGCCAGCAAGUCUGAAUGCGAGAUCUUGAUGAUGGUUGGCCUGCCUGCCUGUGGAAAGACCACUUGGGCCAUGAAGCAUGCAGCGACUAACCCUGAGAUGAAGUACAACAUCCUGGGCACUAAUGCCAUCAUGGACAAGAUGAAGGUGAUGGGUCUGCGUCGCCAGAAAAACUACUCUGGGCGCUGGGAUGUUCUGAUCCAGCAGGCCACCCAGUGUUUGAACAGGCUGAUUGAGAUUGCUGCCCGCAAGAGACGCAACUACAUCUUAGAUCAGACAAAUGUAUAUGGAUCAGCAAGGAGACGAAAAAUGCGUCCUUUUGAAGGUUUUCAACGCAAGGCUAUUGUAAUUUGUCCCACGGACGAGGAUUUUAAAGAACGAACAUUAAAGCAAACCAAUGAGCAGGGGAAGGAUGUGCCCGAUCAUGCUGUUUUAGAAAUGAAAGCCAACUUUACUGUCCCAGAGGCUUGCGACUUCCUGGAGGCCGUGACGUUCAUUGAGCUGCAGCGCGAGGAGGCUGAAAAUCUGCUGAAGCAGUACAAUGAGGAGGGCCGCAAGGCUGGCCCGCCCCCUGAUAAGCGCUUUGACAACAGGCAGGGCGGGUUCCGUGGGCGUGGCGGCGGUAGCUUCCAGCGGUACGACAGCCGUGAUGGAUCCCGUGGUGGCUACCAGAACCGCAGUGCGGAUGGAAGCAGUGGAUACAGAGGAGCAGGCUACACUCGUGGCGGCUAUAGCCAGAACCGCUGGGGCAGCAGCUACCGCGACGGAGGUUCUGAUGCACGUGCUGGAUAUAGCCGCAGCCAGCCGUCUGGAGGAAGCUACAAUCGCCCGGCCCCUUACACCAAGGGAGCAUACAGCCAGGGCUACAGCCAGAGCUACAAUCAAGGCUACAACCAGGGCAGCUACAACCAGAAUUACUACGGCAACUACAGUCAGUACCCAGGAUACAGCCAGAGCUACAGCCAGACACCUACCACUGCACCGACGUACAACCACCAUCAGCAACAGCCACAGCAGCAGCCGCAACAGCCGGCACAACAGCCACAGCAGCAGCAACAGAGCUACAACCAGCAAUAUCAACAGUAUGCUCAGCAGUGGCAGCAGUACUACCAGAACCAGAACCAGUGGAACCAGUAUUACAGCCAGUACGGCAGCUACCCUGGACAGGGCAGCCUAGGCUCAUCUUCUGGUUCCCAGUAGCUUCGCUUUGCAUUUGUACCUGCAUCCACCUGUGUCCUAAACACUCUGACCUCUGCAGCAAAUUGGUUUUGUACAGUCUCACAUUAAGUCCCCAACCAUAACUUUCUCUGUCUGGCUUAACAAAGUAGCCUUCAUUCCUUACCAAUCAAUGUGCACAGAAACUGUACACAGUUUGUCCUUUCAUUUUUUUUUUACUGAAUGAAGUCUUACUCUAAGCAGUGACUGUGAGGUGGUAGAUGAUAGGUAUCAAAACAUUUAAUGAAUGUUAUCUAUUAUGCAUUUAAUGUGGAUGUCUGUUGAACUGCAAAGUCCACAUUUCCUACAGAUUGAAGAGUUAAUUGUAUAAUCCUAGGAUGCAUAGUGUGAAAACGUGACGGGGCAGGAAAAUACAGCAAGGCCUGAAUAAUUUUGCUUGUUUUGAGAAGCUUAACAAAGAACAAAAUGCAUGCUUUUACCUUCACAACCCUUUCCUCUGUCUUGCUCUUUACUUUUCAGUGUCCGAGUGAGCCACACCAAUAGAAUUUCAAACAUUAUGAAACCUUUUUUAUAGGUGUUGAUACUGUAGUAUUUAAGCGUUAAUCCAGUCUUUGAGAAGAAUAUUUUGCCACUCUUGAGUAGUUGUAUGUGCAGUUUUUUUUUUUUAUCCCUUUUGUGAUUGCUGUUCAUUGAGUCCAGUAGUUAAAUCUAGUUGUCAAACUCAUUUUUUUUCUACCAGAAAAUGAAAAUCUGAUGACCAGUUACCCGAGCUGUCUUCUUGUCUUUAUACAAUAAAUGCAAUUGUAUACGCCUUGA